Messenger RNA from Lates calcarifer (barramundi perch), 1636 nucleotides. It is a transcript of the gene krt94, whose product is annotated as keratin 94. Lineage: Eukaryota; Metazoa; Chordata; Actinopteri; Centropomidae. The record is from RefSeq and is a predicted model, not a curated record. Gene Ontology annotation, molecular function: structural molecule activity.
CGCCCCAGGUCCGGCACUAUAUCAAGAGCCUGCCUCCCUUUAUCAAACUCCACAGUCCUGCUACAGUCUUCAGCUGUACAACGGUCCUUUCUCCUCGUGUUCUCUCUUGACCAGCAGACAGUCAGCCAUGAUGUAUAACCCCAGUGGUUCCAUAAUAAUGCGACAGAGCCGCAGCUACACAUCAAGUGCGCCUGUUCACAAGGCUCACAGUGUGUCAGGACUCAGCUAUAGGUCAGCUCCUCGCGUCUCCGCCGUCUCCAUGCGCACUGUCUCCUCUGGGUUUGGUGGUAGCAUGGGGGCUGGCAGCAGCAUGGGGGUCGGUGGUGGCUUCGAUCUGUCCAGCGCCCUGGACCAGAGCACCAUCCAUCUGAAUGAGAAGGCCACCAUGCAGAACCUGAAUGACCGUCUGGCCUCCUACCUGGACAAGGUUCGCUCUCUGGAGGCAGCCAAUGCCAAGCUGGAGAAGCAGAUCAGAGAGUACUACGAGCAGAAGGGCCCUGCAGCAGAGAGAGACUACAGCAACUACUGGGCCAUAAUCAAUGACCUGAAGGACAAGAUUGCUGCUGCCACCAUCGGCAAUGCCAACAUCCUGCUCCAGAUUGACAACUCCAAACUGGCUGCUGACGACUUCAAGACCAAAUAUGAGCAUGAGCUGAUGAUGCGCCAGUCAGUUGAGGCUGACAUCGCCAACCUGCGCCGCCUGCUUGACCAGACCACCCUGACGAAGGCUGACCUGGAGAUGCAGAUCGAAGGUCUGCAGGAUGAGCUGGCCUACCUCAAGAAGAAUCACGCAGAGGAGCUGGCAGCACUGCGGUCUCAGCUUACUGGCACAGUCAAUGUGGAGGUUGAUGCUGCACCUCAGCAGGACCUCAACAAAAUCUUGGAUGAGGUCCGCGCCCAGUACGAAGCCAUCACUGAUAAACAUCGUCGCGACCAGGAGUCCUGGUUUAAUGAGAAGUCGGCAGCCCUGACCAAGGAGGUGGCCAUCAGCACAGAGACAAUCCAAACGUCCAAGACAGAGAUUGGUGACCUGCGGCGCACACUGCAGGGCCUGGAGAUCGAGCUGCAGUCUCAGCUCAGCAUGAAAGGGGCUCUGGAGAACACGUUAGCAGAGACAGAGAAUCGUUACAGCGCCAUGCUCGCUGGCUACCAGAACACAAUCAACAUGCUUGAAGCUGAGCUAGCCAACAUGCGAGCCAGCAUUGAGCAGCAGGGCCAGGAUUAUAAGAUGCUGCUGGACAUCAAGACCAGGCUGGAGCAAGAGAUUGCAACCUACAGGAGCCUGCUGGAAACAGAGGAGUCCAGACCCAUUGGUUCAGGGGGCUCAAAGACCACAGUCACAACCACCACUGUGCGCACUUCCAGCUAGGAGGUCCAACUGGCAGGACAAGCUGUUCUCGGACACACACAUACACACACAGACACACACACACACACUCUGACUAAUAAAAGCUGUUACACGAGAUGAGAUGAGUGAAGCUGUACUGAAAAAAUCUGAGAUAAGAUGAAAAAGAAGCCCGUGUUUAAAGCUCAUGUAUGAAAAAACAUUUGCAAUUAAGAAGAAACGCCUGAUGUACUGUAUGUGUGUGUUUGUGUGUGUUACCUGUCUGAAAAAUAAAUCUGCUGGUGAACAUAA